CGGCCCGCCCUGACGCGGCCAUGGCCAGUGACAGCGGCGGGCCCGGCGUGCUGAGCGCCAGCGAGCGCGACCGGCAGUACUGCGAGCUGUGCGGGAAGAUGGAGAACCUGCUGCGCUGUGGCCGCUGCCGCAACUCCUUCUACUGCUGUAAGGAACACCAGCGCCAGGACUGGAAGAAGCACAAGCUCGUGUGCCAGGGCGGCGAGGCCCCCAGCGCGCAGCCCGCGCCGGCGCAGCCCCGCGUCGCGCCCCCGCCCGGUGGGGCCCCCGGAGCCGCGCGCGCCGGCGGGGCGGCCCGGCGUGGGGACCGCGCGGCGGCCUCGCGCGCACCGGGCCCCGAGGACUCGGCACAGGCCCGAAGUGGCCCCGGCCCGGCAGAGCCCAACUCCGAGGAUCCUCCGGCUAGCAGGUCUCCGGGCCCGGAGCGUGCCAGUCUGUGCCCAGCAGGCGGCAGCCCCGGGGAGGCGCUGAGUCCCAGCGGUGGGCUACGGCCCAACGGGCAGACCAAACCCCUGCCCGCGCUGAAGCUGGCGCUGGAGUACAUCGUGCCGUGCAUGAACAAGCACGGCAUCUGUGUGGUGGACGACUUCCUGGGCAGGGAGACCGGGCAGCAGAUCGGCGACGAGGUGCGCGCCCUACACGACACCGGCAAGUUCACGGACGGGCAGCUGGUCAGCCAGAAGAGUGACUCUUCCAAGGACAUCCGGGGGGACCAGAUAACCUGGAUCGAGGGCAAGGAGCCCGGCUGCGAGACCAUCGGCCUGCUCAUGAGCAGCAUGGACGACCUGAUCCGCCACUGCAGCGGGAAGCUGGGCAACUACAGGAUAAACGGCCGAACGAAAGCCAUGGUUGCUUGCUACCCAGGCAACGGAACCGGCUACGUCCGUCACGUUGAUAACCCAAAUGGAGAUGGAAGAUGUGUGACAUGUAUAUAUUAUCUAAAUAAAGACUGGGACGCCAAGGUAAGUGGAGGUAUACUUCGAAUUUUCCCAGAAGGCAAAGCCCAGUUUGCUGACAUUGAACCCAAAUUUGAUAGACUGCUGUUUUUCUGGUCUGACCGACGCAACCCUCACGAAGUACAACCAGCAUAUGCUACAAGGUACGCAAUAACUGUUUGGUAUUUUGAUGCAGAUGAGCGAGCAAGAGCUAAAGUAAAAUAUCUAACAGGUGAAAAGGGGGUGAGGGUUGAACUCAAUAAGCCUAAUUCAGUCAGCAAAGAUGUCUAGCACGGCCUUAGGUCUGGCAGUACCCACUCACCUACCGCCGCCUGGUUGCCUUCUGUGGACUCGUGGAUGGGAUGAACAGAGACUCCUGGCUGGCAUUCCAUCUGCGAGCCAGGCAACUCGGCCAGGUGUCGUCCAACAGAGGGCUGCAUCUGCUAUGACUGUGCUGUGGGGUCAGCUCCAGGUCUGUGACCGCACUCGGCUGCUUACUGAAGAGGAGAUGCUGUCUGAGGAGAGUGGCUUUCCCAUCUGGACACACAACAAGGGCCUAUGUAGGAUUUUCUUCAUUCUUCUAUUUUGCCAGAUCUGUCAUCUAACUGAGUUCAUUUCAUCUCUCUUUUUUAUAUCAAGUUUGAAUUCGGGGAAUUUUUGUAUUAGGUACAAUUUAUCAAAACUGAAUUAAGAAAAAAAUUUACAGUAUUAUUCCUGAAAAUAACAUCAAUCUAUUUUUGUAAGCCUCCUCAUGCUAUUAAAGUUGGCCCUAAAGACCUCCUA
Messenger RNA from Arvicola amphibius (Eurasian water vole), 1718 nucleotides. It is a transcript of the gene Egln1, whose product is annotated as egl-9 family hypoxia inducible factor 1. The transcript has 5 exons. The coding region runs from base 21 to 1226 and encodes 401 amino acids. Gene Ontology annotation, cellular component: nucleus; cytoplasm. Lineage: Eukaryota; Metazoa; Chordata; Mammalia; Rodentia; Cricetidae. Gene Ontology annotation, molecular function: ferrous iron binding; peptidyl-proline 4-dioxygenase activity; L-ascorbic acid binding. Gene Ontology annotation, biological process: cellular response to hypoxia; peptidyl-proline hydroxylation to 4-hydroxy-L-proline. The record is from RefSeq and is a predicted model, not a curated record.